UCCCGUUCUGCCGACUUUACCUGAAUGCACCAUACCCGAGCUUCCUGGGGACGUCGCAGGUCAGUGAAAUGAGACGAUUUUGAGUUAAUCACAACUUGGCCGCGCUCAGCACAUUCAUACUCCACUUUCAAGGGUCCCCAUAAAACAGCAGAGCUGAGCCAUGGCCAGUAUUCAGAUUCGGAAAUAUCGGGACGACGAUGCCGAGACAGUAAAGGAGAUCUUCACCCUGGGGAUGAGCGAGCACGUGCCUUCAUCCUUCAUGCAUGUUCUAAAACAGCCGCUUACCCAGAUGGUGCUCAUGUGCAUAUUCUGCGCUCUCAUGACCAGCUCCAAGUCCUUCCUGCUGCCCAUCCUGGCCGUCACCCUGUUCCUGGCCGGAACCCGGCAGUUUGUCGUCUACAUGUUCAACAAAUACAUCGACACCACCCUCAGGAAGGACCUCAACAACAUCUGUGUGACAUACGUGACGCAGAAGGACUCGUGUUUUUGGGUGGCUGAAAGUGAUGGUCGGGUGGUCGGCACGGUGGCUUGCCUCCCUGCUGAGAAUGCGCCUGGGUGCUUGGAGCUGAAACGCAUGUCUGUAUGCCGCAGUCACCGUGGGAUGGGCAUCGCUAAGGCUCUGUGUCGGACAGUGGCUGAUUUUACACGUGACAGGGGUUAUCCAGCAGUCGUCCUGUACACCUCUGUGGUGCAGACAGAUGCUCAGAAGCUGUAUGAGACCAUGGGCUAUGAGAAGAUAAGAGAGUUUGUUGCUCCUGAGCUUACUGCCAAACUCCUCAAUUUCACUCUGUUUGAGUACAGACUGGAUUUACAGAGAGACAACCAAAAGGACUGAAACUGACAUAAAGAUUCCAGGGCAACUGUACCAUCUGUUUAUCCGGUUUCUGUGCUUAUGUUUUUUCCAGCAUGUAUUGCACUUACGGCAACCAAACCCUCAGGACAGCACAGUACCCACAUGAGAAGCAGUACUCAACACGCUAGCAUUACAAGAUCAGGUUUGUUUUCUCUUGUUACACACACACACACACACAGAGGAAAGAGCCAUCCUUCAUUAUUGCUUUCUCAGCAAACCAUUUUUAGACAGUUGUUUAUAUGUAACAUUAGUUUAAGGAAGUCUGCUUGUCCAUGGUCACCCUCUCAAAAGUUUGUAUUGAUUGAGCUUCUCGAAAGUCCAUUGAUUAUUUCAUUUUGUAAAGGAUUUAAUUCAUUUCUACAUGAUACUUAGAAUAAAAUCAUAUAUCUGAA
This is a messenger RNA of Xiphias gladius (swordfish), 1245 nucleotides long. Its product is annotated as probable N-acetyltransferase CML1. Lineage: Eukaryota; Metazoa; Chordata; Actinopteri; Istiophoriformes; Xiphiidae. The record is from RefSeq and is a predicted model, not a curated record. The transcript is spliced from 2 exons. The coding region runs from base 161 to 835 and encodes 224 amino acids. Gene Ontology annotation, molecular function: N-acetyltransferase activity.